Messenger RNA from Clarias gariepinus (North African catfish), 3961 nucleotides. RefSeq names its product GRB2 related adaptor protein 2b (gene grap2b). The coding region runs from base 2600 to 3535 and encodes 311 amino acids. The transcript is spliced from 10 exons. The record is from RefSeq and is a predicted model, not a curated record. Gene Ontology annotation, molecular function: protein binding. NCBI's taxonomy places the organism in Eukaryota, Metazoa, Chordata, Actinopteri, Siluriformes, Clariidae.
CCAUGAAGCAAACAAGAACUUGGUCUAAACUUGACUAGCUGCUUUUCUGUAGGUCUGAGAUCAAUAUUGCUAAAAUUAACUGAGAGGCUGCCCCAGAGUUGAGAGUUUGGAGCUUGGAGCCUGCUUGGGUGAGAGCCGGGUGGUGAAAAUGUAAGUAGCAAAGCAGAGCUAGGAAACUGAGCAGUGCAAAAUGGAAAGACAAGUUUGUUUGGACUUAUUUUGAGUAUAUUUGGUUCUUCAAGGAAAAUCAAGCGAGAAUUACUUUUCAAAACGCUUUCCAUUUGUGUCGCUCGAGAGAUACAAUAAUGUCUAAAGAGACAGUAAUGCUUUCAUAACGAUGAAUUGAUACAUGCAUGAUUGCUUUAUGCUCCAGGAAAUAACCACUCGCACUAAAAUUAUCUAUUUUAAUACUGACUCACAUUUCCUUAUGUGUUUAUAAUUAGCGCUUGCAUUGAGUCAUUAUUAUAAAAGCAUUAAAAUCAUAUCUAUUGAUAUACUACAUGCUUAUUUCUGGAUGGUAUACUAAUGUUACCUAAAUAAAGAAAUGUAUGGAUGCUCCAAAAAAAAUUUUUGUUUUUUUGCGUAAGUAAUCUAAUGCAAAGGGUUUGAAAUACAGCCCAUCUUGUACGGCAUAUCGCACGUAGACUGCAGACUUUAAUUCAGACUGAUGCACAAGGACGUGUGCCAAAAUAAAUUGGACAUUUAUGACGGGUAUUCGUUUAGAGCUGAUGAUUAAAUGCAGCUUCCUCUGGUAUGUAUUAACUAGCACUUCACUGUCCACGAGUAAUUUAUGCAAAGGCUCGACAUCCAUUACAGACUGAAGCAUCUGUCUCUUUCGGAUGUGUGUGUGUAAGUGUGUAGCUGGGUGAUCUUAAGGGGAGGCUGAAAUUUAACGCUUAAAGAGUGCAGUGCUCUGUAGUUCCUCUCUAGUGACCAGGCUCAGACUUACUCAUCCUGGAAAGAGAACUCUCAUUAAACAAGAGGAACUGGCAUUUAUUGCCGCCUUAAUAAAAAAAAAAAUGUAACACACACACACACACACAAAGAAAACUUGCUUCAAAGACACCAUUGUAUUAUAAAGUGAAUAAAACACUCUACUAGGAAAAUAAUUAACCUCAUAUGAUGUUAAGCAAAGUUAAUCAUUUCCCUCUAACAGCUCAUCCUAUUCAUGGUUGAUAAUAAUUUUUUUAUUUAUCUGGAUGUAGUUGGAUGAAAUGCUGUAGAAGUUAGUUCCUGUUAUCACUUGCGUCAUUACAGCUACUCUAUAACCAGUCGGUUUCUUCUCAUCCGAGCUUUUUCUCUUUCUCUGGGUCUCUUGACAGUUAUUAGGCGAAAAAUAACAUGCAUCACAUGAUUGCUGCUUCAUGAUGUGAGAAACCACGAAACAUAAAACUCCAGAGAACUUACUCACACACUCAUCAUGUCUACGUGGUCGAAGGGGGCCCUGGUGCCUAUCCCAGGAGACUUGGUACACCCUGGGCGGGGUACUGAUCCAUCACGGGGCAAACACACAUGCACACCCACACACUGGUUUGGGAACGAUAGUUAGCCUAAUCUGCAUGUCUUUGGACUGUGGGAGGAAACCGGAGUACCCGGAGGGAAACCCCCCAAGUACUAUGAGUGUCUGCUUAUCUUGCAUUGGAUCAGCACCCGGUCCUGGGUUUACCCAGCGUACUGCAUGAGUGCUCCUGAGAACCUGUGUUGGAAUAUGUGUGUGUGUGUGUGUUUUAUAAGCGCUCCUGGACUCAGUAAUGUAUGUCAACAAACAGGUUUUCUUAACCACAUAAUACACAUUUGCUAAGGUCAUGGUUUUUUUUUAACUUCACUGAUUGGCUCCAAAGGCUCCAGGCCCCCCGCAACCCUGUAUACCCACACGAUAAACUGGUUUAAAUGAUGAGUGAGUGGGUUCAGUACCUAAUGCAUGUUUUGUGUCCAAGGGUUCCUUCCUUAUUGGCAGGUAGCUAUAAUAUAUAAGUCUAAAAAUGAUUUGAUUGAUUUCAAAUGUGGAUUUGCUGAUGUGGUUUGGCACACAGUAUGGACUUUAAAGAGAAGCAAAAAUCUAUUCUAAGCUAUUUCAAUAAAAGCAAGAUUAUGUAGAAAAGUCUUACUUUCAAUGAUGUCAUGAGUGUAUGAUGAGUGUAUGCAGAAGGGGACAGACAUCAUACAGUAUCUCCCCAUUGUCAUGUCUAUCUCUGAUGCAACAUGAGCAGCAGUUUAUAAAGAUACAGUCGGCUGGCUUGCAGUGUCUUAGAAAGAAUGUGAUGACUUUCGUUCACCCUGGUUGGUCGCUGUUAUGCGGUACAGUAUGAGGUAGAGUAGGCUGGUGGCUUGGAAUUAGAAAACGCUAACAGUAUUAAAAGAAAAAGAGAAAGAAAAAAAUGAAAGAUUCGGAUAAUAUUUGAGUAAUUGCAGAAUGGAGAGCUUAUUUCUGGAGCUGUACUUUCAGAAAAUAUUAACAAAAGCAAGUUGAAAAGGGCAAAACAACACCAUCUCUAAUGAGCGUUCUCUCUCUCCCAGUCUCUCUCUCUCUCUCACUCCUCCCUCUCUCUCUCUCUCCCUUUCCCAUUCUCUCACUCAGAAUCCAUGAGCUGUCUCCAUCAUGGAGGCGACCGGCAAGUUCGACUUCACCGCUACGGCCGAUGAUGAGCUGAGCUUCAGGAAAGGAGACCUAAUUAAGAUUUUGGGCACUAAGGAUAACUGGUACAGAGCUGAAAGAAAUGGUCUUCAGGGCUUCGUUCCAAGAAAUUACAUUACCCUCGACAUCCCCAGUUGGUUUCAGGAGGACAUGAGCCGCCGGGCAGCUGAGAACGCUCUCCUGCCACAGCCGAUAGGAGCGUUUAUCAUCCGUGGCAGCCAGAGCUCUCCGGGAAACUUCUCCAUCUCUGUCAGACAUGAGGGGGACGUGCAGCACUUUAAGGUGCUCCAGGACACCAGGGGGCAGUAUUAUCUGUGGGCUGAGAAAUUUAGCUCUCUGAACGACCUCGUGGCGUAUUACACAGUCAAUUCGAUCUCCAAGCAGAGCUGUGUACGUCUCCUCUCUGAUCAGCGGACCCAGUUUGAUGCAGCUCCAGAUCCCAGGCUGGGUUCUCAGGAGAGAAGAUAUAAUAUAGAAGAUGUGCAGGGCAGACCUCUGCCUCGUCCUGCACAGCCUCUUCCACAUCCACAGGAGAGAAGACCGAAGAUGGAAGAUAUGCACAGCAGACCUCUCCCUCGUCCAGGAGAGAUCCCUCAGCCUCUACAGGGCCACUUAUACAGUGCAGAUCCCAUGCUGGCCCCUCAGGAGAGAAGAUAUCAGAGUGGACCUUCAGGCCCACCUGACCCACCUUAUCGUCCAGAGACUCUUCCACCUCCACCGGCAUCAUCACUAAUGAAGGUCAAGGCUCUGUAUGACUUCAUAGCAGAGGAGCAGGACGAGUUGAACUUCAGUGCUGGAGACAUUAUCGAGGUUUUGGACCAAGGAGAAUCCUUCUGGUGGGUGGGACGGCUACAAGGAAGGACAGGACUCUUCCCUGCCAACUACAUCACUCCUUUAUGAGUGCAUAGAGUCCACGUCCUGCAUGAGAUUUUUCAAUAUUUGUGUUUAUUUAAUUGAUGACUUCCUUGAGUGCUACUUUAACUCAGUAUUCUGAGACUUUGUGUUCGUUUUCUUUUGUUCUGCAUUACAAAUAAAUGUUUUCAGCAUGUUAGAGGGUUUUUUUUUAUCAUGUAAGACUGUGGUUUUACAUAGAGUAGUAGCUGAGACAUAUACACACCCUGUCAUGACAGCAAUGCAACUGUCAUCAGUUCCUCUUGUCAUGUCCCACCUUUGUCAAUUAACUUUUUGCACAAUGAAAUCUGUGACAUAACCAUGUCUCAUACUGUACAUAGCAUAACCUAUUCUUAGUUCAUCAGUACAAGCAGUAUAAUAUUAUAUUUUAAUUAAAUCUUAUACUACAAUAUUUCAAACUUAUAAACAUUAAUA